AUGAUUGAAUUAGUGGGAUUGGUUAAUACGGGAUUGGACGAAAUGACUCCUUUGGCUUGGAAUAUUUAUACUAGUUGGGAGUAUCAUGGACAACCAGUGCAAAUUGAACACAUGACAGCUGUCAUGGCCAAUGAAUUUAAGAAGACAUUUUCUCGCACCAAUACAAGAAUAUUCUUCAUGGGAUUAUGGGAUUCUGUUAAUUCAGUUGGUGUGUUGUGGGAUAGAAUCUUCCCGUAUACCAUCAGGACAUCAAAUGUUGAUCACGUCCGACACGCAGUAAGUUUAGAUGAAAGACGAGCCAAGUUUAAACAACAACUCUUUGCUCCUACUGAAUUCAAGGAAAACCACGUGGAUGACAGUAUGAGCUAUAUUCAUCUUGUCAUGGCACUUUCAUGGGGUCAACUCUUAAGGUAUUUAAUAGAUGCAUUAACUGGAUGGAAAAAGCGACCACUUGCUAGUAUCAACGAUCUAGAAGAAGUUUAUUUUCCAGGAAAUCAUGGUGAUAUUGGUGGUGGAUGGGAACCUACCCCAGAGGGACUGUUUUUAUCAGAUGUUUCAUUCAGGUGGAUGUUGGCACAAGCAGUGAAGUUUGGUGUAAGAUUUCAAAAAGGUGCGGUUCAUCAAUGGUCUUCUGAUUUUCCUUCUGUGUCCAGUUUUUUAGCCUAUCACCACGAUCUUUUAUCACCCAUCAAGAAAUGCCCUGAGCGUACACCAAAAAGCGGGUUACCGGAAACUCCUCUAAAACGAUUCAUUGGUCGAGCUGAGGAUGGGUGCUUUUAUUCUUUACUCUGGUGGUUGUUAGAAUUUAUUCCAUUUUUCACCACCAUGGAAGAUAAACUGGGUCAUUGGAAACGAGUUCCUCAACCAAAUCUUGGUCGUAGUAGAACAAUUUCUGAAUCAAGUUCACUUCACUGGAGUAUAUUUUACAGAUUACAUUACAUUUGGGAUUACAAUCCGAAGAAUAUACCCACAAAAUCAUUCGGUGAUCAAUUCGUACGACUGCUACAAAAUUUCAAAGAAUUCAAAAGCCUGGAUAUCCGAAAAUACGCUCAAGAUUUGACCAUUGCUAAAAUUCAAAAAGAUUGGAAGUCUGAUUUCUGGAAGAAAAUACCCGAUGAAUUGGAAGAGAUCAUUAAAAAGAACCCAAAUAUCUAG
Molecule: messenger RNA, 1155 nt
Organism: Candida tropicalis MYA-3404
Lineage: Eukaryota; Fungi; Ascomycota; Pichiomycetes; Serinales; Debaryomycetaceae
Product: T6SS phospholipase effector Tle1-like catalytic domain-containing protein
Exons: 1
Coding region: 1-1155 (384 amino acids)
Source: RefSeq, a predicted model, not a curated record